AUGUAUCUAAGGUCAAAUAGAGAAGAGGGCCCGGGAGAAGAAGAGAAGAGAGGAAAGGCCUGCCCAGCCGUCACCACCGCAGCGCCGCUGCAGCUAUUGCCACCUUCAGAGCUGCGGAAAGUCGUCCUCCCUGCCGUCGAAUGCCGCCGUCGUGUCGCACGAGAGAGAGAGAGAGAGACAGAUUCGAGAGGAGCUACCCACGAUCGCUGCCGUCGAAGCCAGGCUCGUCGCCAUCACCACCCACGAAGCUGCGAGGAGCCGCUGUCGUGCUCGUGUCGCUGUGCGCCGUCGAGCUUCCCUCACCCUGAGCCGUCGAUCUGUCGCCACCGCUACAAGGGCUUGUCGCUGGAGCCACGACUGUCACUGAGCUUCCGUCGCCGCUGCCGUUCAAGCAGCUGCUGCCGUCGAUUUGGAGUUGCUGCGAUUGGAGCCACUAGUGGGGGUUCGUUGAGUUCUGAUUCCUUGUGCUACUGUAACUGUCAUUACUGCUGUGGGAACCAACGUUUCUGUUUGGCUGCUGCUGAAGGUCUUCCACCAUCACUGGAGCUGCCCAGAAUCAUCGUGGAAGCUGCCAAGAUAUAUGGAUGCUGGUUUCAAUCGUGUAAUCAUUCCAGUGAAGUUUCUUCUCCAGUUGCUGGGCACUUUCCAGGUUAUAUGGACUAUCAAGUAGGAAUGAGACCACAGAUCCCUGUCGAGAGAAAAUGGGCCCUCGGGAUUCAGACUCAGUUUAUGCUUGACCAACUUGCUGAUCUUCAGAACCGGGUAGAGGAGCGUGGUGUUCCAGUGGAAGAAUUGUUAGAAGCUAAUGAAGUUUUCUGCACCGGAACUGCUGUGGUUAUCAACCCUGUUUUCUCUGUAACCUAUUGGGAUUGUGAUACUGAUUUCUGGUGGCAUCUGGAGCAGAGGUGCAAGCAUUGGGUGUCAUAGUGAUGAUAACAGACCCUACCUCAAACAGCGGCACUUUGCAGUCAGGAUUCCACUUUCCAUUACUCCUCUCUUUUAUUGAAUUUUAUUUAAUACUGUUGUUGACAAUUUUGGUUCAUCAAAGGUGGUGUGCUAUUUAAAUAAUUAUGGCAAGGAUUUCGAUGGUGGACUCUUUCGUUUCCAGGAUGGCCAGCCAAUGUCAAUUAUGCCAAUGGCUGGAGAUGUUCUGAUGUAUACUGCUGACCAGCGAAACAUUCAUUCUGUUGAUGAGGUCUAGCUAAAGGUGUUGCUGUUGGAAUAUCUAUAGCUGGAACAAGUGGGGUUCUGCCAUUAUUAAUUUGUGCUUGUGUUAAUAUUUCCAGAAGAAGGAAAAAGAAAAAAUUAAAUUGCCAACAGAAGAUUUUAUAUCAAGUUCAACCCAAGAUGCAUCUAGCAGUGGUGAAUAUGAAACUUUAGGAUCCACAGCUGCUAGUGCUUCUGGCCUUCCAGCAAUUAUGGCGGCAAAAUCGAUGGAAUUCUCUUAUCAAGAACUAGCCGAGGC
Arachis ipaensis is the source of this 1465-nucleotide messenger RNA. NCBI's taxonomy places the organism in Eukaryota, Viridiplantae, Streptophyta, Magnoliopsida, Fabales, Fabaceae. The record is from RefSeq and is a predicted model, not a curated record.